AUGUUUCGUAAACCAACGAAGAAACGUGCACCGGUUCAGGCACGCCAACGCCAAGAAGAGGAGUUGUCCGGAGAUGAAGACUCGAGCGUCAUCAAGGACGUCAAGAGGCGGAAACGAGCUAAUCCGUUCCAGCAGUCGGCCGGCGCUGAAGAGUCCACAUCUAGUGAUGAUUCAGACGAGGGAACUGGUAAUCUUGUGGCCGAACAUGCCUUCGCUGCCAGUGGCAGCGCCGCUCCUCUCGGGCCAAGUGAUCAGGGAGCCACUGCUACUCUCGACGUCGACACCGAUUAUGCAGCAGACGCACAAGCGCAGUUUGAAAGAGUUCAGCAACAACUCAAAGAUGGCCUUGUUAAGGACGGAAAAACGAUUUACAAGGGGCAGGCGAUGUAUGGUGCGAAGGAAGCUAAAGAUACAGUCAAAGGAAACGCUAGCAGUGGACUGAAUAGGAUAGGUCCCAUACGUGCACCACAAUUUCUUCGUCAGACUGUUCGUUGGGACUAUGCGCCUGACAUUUGCAAGGAUUUUAAGGAGACUGGCUUCUGUACCUUUGGAGACUCCUGCAAGUUUCUUCAUGAUCGUUCUGACUACAAGCACGGAUGGGAGAUUGAACGCGAUUACGCUUCUGGGCGACUUGACAAGAUCAAUGAAGAUGAAGACGAAUUUCCUGAAGACUGCUACAUCUGCGGCAAACCCUUUGUUUCGCCUGUAGUGACAAGGUGUAAACAUUAUUUCUGCGAAACUUGUGCGUUAAGUGCAUUCAGAAAGAAUAAACGAUGCGCAGUUUGUGGCGAAAAUACUGGAGGAGUAUUCAACAUUGCAAAAGAUCUCAUCGCAAAGUUAACAGGUACAGCGAAGAGCAAGAGGAAGGAGGAGUCCGACUCGGAUUCAUGUGAGGAACACGAAGCCUCAUGUAGUCAUCAUACUGUUAAGGAAGAAGUCCAAACAGUAAAGGAAGAGCAACCUGAAGAAGACAUCGUUGAGGUCAAGCAGGAAGUCCAAGAGGAAAGUGACGAAGGCGAUAAUGAGGAAGGCAGUGAGGGCAGUGAUGAACAUGAAGACGAUGGGCAGGACGAAGUACAGGAAAGCGUAGAAAUCAAAAUGGAGGAAAUUGAGCAGGAUGAUGUUGAAGCAGAUGAGGAUGAUGCAGAAUAUGAAGAGCAGUCUGAGAGUGAAGAUGAGGAUCCACGUACCUAA
This is a messenger RNA of Cooperia oncophora, 1194 nucleotides long. The record is from the annotation of a GenBank genome assembly. NCBI's taxonomy places the organism in Eukaryota, Metazoa, Nematoda, Chromadorea, Rhabditida, Trichostrongylidae.